CAGGCCUCGACCUUCAACAGACCCCGGCUUUCAAAACGGCAGGGAUUCCCCCUUCAAUCCUCCCCCCUUUCUGCACAACUCCGGCUCGACGUCGCCCGUCGUUACCUGCAAGCCGCCCGCGCGAAUCUGCAAAGCCCGGAUUACCAGCAAAUACCCUACCAAUUGUGCGCCACGGCCGCGCCGCGGGAAGCCGUCAAGAUGGACAACCAGGGCAACCGUCUCUACCUCAACUUCGGCAACAACAACGAGCGACUGGCUGCCAACGACCGCACAUAUCCCACCACGCCCUCGACCUUUCCCCAGCCCGUCUUCCAAGGGGGCCAGGCCGCUCCCCAGGGAGGCGGCGCCCAGCAGCCCCAGGCAUACCACCAGCAGGGAGGCUACGCGUCGGCGGGAUACUUCCCGCCCAACAGCCAGAUCCAGUACGGCGGCUCCCAGUAUCCCUCGCAGCUCGGUGCCCAGGCUGCCGACUACAGCUCUGCCGGCCAGGGCUACGGUCAGGCCCGGUCGACGACACCCGGCGCCAACAGCAAUGAUCCCAACACGGGGCUCGCCAACCAGUUCUCUCACCAGAACCUAGGGGACGCUGGCCGCUCAUCCCCCUACGGAGGCCGUGGCCCGUCCUCCGGUCAGCGGCCCAGAACGGCCGACUCCCGCGGACAGCAGCCCGGCCACGGCAGCUACGCCAAUGCGCCGCCGAUGCCGACCCAGGGGGCUCAGCCCGGCUACUUCGCCCCCGCUCCGGAGCGGAAUCCGGACAAGUACGGCUCCAACGCCAACCACAACCAGAAGAAGUGCUCCCAGCUUGCCUCGGAUUUCUUUAAGGACAGUGUCAAGAGGGCUCGCGAGCGCAACCAGAGGCAGAGUGAGAUGGAGCAGAAGCUGGCCGAAACCACCGACCCUCGCCGCCGGGAAUCGAUUUGGGCUACGGCAGGCCGCAAGGAAGGCUCCUAUCUGCGUUUCCUGCGGACCAAGGACAAGCCGGAAAACUACAAUACCAUCAAGAUCAUUGGCAAGGGCGCCUUUGGCGAGGUGAAGCUCGUGCAGAAGAAGACGGAUGGCAAGGUCUACGCCAUGAAAUCGCUCAUCAAGACCGAAAUGUUCAAGAAGGACCAGCUGGCCCACGUCCGCGCAGAGCGCGACAUUCUUGCCGAGUCCGACAGUCCUUGGGUGGUCAAGCUGUACACGACCUUCCAGGACGCAAACUUCUUGUACAUGUUGAUGGAGUUCUUGCCCGGUGGAGAUCUCAUGACCAUGUUGAUCAAGUACGAGAUCUUUUCCGAGGACAUCACCCGGUUCUAUAUCGCCGAGAUCGUCUUAGCUAUCGAGGCAGUUCACAAGCUGGGUUUCAUUCACAGAGAUAUCAAGCCCGACAACAUCCUCCUUGACCGGGGUGGCCACGUCAAGCUGACGGAUUUCGGUCUCUCGACCGGCUUCCACAAGCUGCAUGACAACAACUACUAUCAGCAACUCCUCCAGGGGAAGUCGAGCAAGCCGCGCGACAACCGGAACUCGAUUGCCAUUGACCAGAUUAAUCUGACGGUCAGCAACCGGUCCCAAAUCAACGAUUGGAGACGGUCGAGGCGACUGAUGGCAUACUCAACUGUCGGCACGCCCGAUUAUAUCGCGCCCGAGAUCUUCACGGGGCACGGCUAUUCGUUCGAUUGUGACUGGUGGUCCCUGGGCACCAUCAUGUUCGAGUGCCUGGUUGGGUGGCCGCCUUUCUGCGCCGAGGACAGCCACGAUACAUAUCGCAAGAUUGUCAACUGGCGGCAGUCGCUCUACUUCCCGGACGACAUUCAGCUCGGCGUGGAAGCAGAGAACCUGAUCCGGAGCUUGAUCUGCAAUUCCGAGAACCGUCUCGGUCGCGGUGGCGCGCACGAAAUCAAGAACCACGCCUUCUUCCGGGGCGUCGAGUUCGACAGCUUGAGGCGCAUCAGAGCCCCCUUCGAGCCACGCCUGACGUCCAACAUCGAUACCACCUACUUCCCGACCGACGAGAUUGACCAGACGGACAACGCCACCCUGCUCAAGGCCGCCCAGGCCCGCAAUGGCAAUAUGUCUCAGCAGGAGGAGAGUCCCGAGAUGAGCCUGCCGUUCAUCGGGUACACGUUCAAGCGGUUUGACAAUAACUUCCGAUAAUUGCUUUUUGCCAUCGGCUUCUAGACUUGAUUGCUAGCGAAGGGAAACCCAAGUGUAAGUGAGUGCUGAGGCUAGGUUGC
Thermothelomyces thermophilus ATCC 42464 is the source of this 2222-nucleotide messenger RNA. RefSeq lists its product as uncharacterized. Bases 199 to 2142 code for a protein of 647 amino acids. Gene Ontology annotation, molecular function: ATP binding; protein serine/threonine kinase activity. The transcript has 4 exons. Lineage: Eukaryota; Fungi; Ascomycota; Sordariomycetes; Sordariales; Chaetomiaceae. Gene Ontology annotation, biological process: peptidyl-serine phosphorylation; intracellular signal transduction. The record is from RefSeq and is a predicted model, not a curated record.